AUUAAUUAAUUUGGACAAAGUUUUAUUAAAUCUUGUUGCAUUUGCUUUUUUCUAUAUUCUUCAUGUGCCUUCAUUAGUGUUCAUUAUUAUGGCAAUCUGUUCUUUUAUUAAGAGAAUUGCAAUUUAUAGAAUUGGAAUUUUUGUGUUUUGCAUAUGUUACAGUAGGAUGUCACUUAUGCAAACACUUUGGGACUAGCUCUAUUCAUAACUCUGAAUAAUCCAGAUAAUUGCAUGACAUCUACUCACUACAGCUACACAACCAAAUUGUUUAACGGGGGGGACUCGUGAGAGGGGAAUGUCUGCAGUUUGUUCUUGGUUUUCAUUAUGUCCCACAUGGUAGAGCUUGCAAUUCCAAAGUUUUGACCAAUGCAGACAUAGCUGCAGCCACCUGAGGCUUUCUUACAAAUUUCUAUCUUCUCUUCUAUGGACAGAACGACUCUAGUUUGCUUCUAAUUUGCAGUUGCAACAUUUUCAGAAUCACAGAUGAGGACGGCCCAUACUCUCAGAUUACUGUCUUGUGUGCAAAGCUAAGUGUUACACGAUAUGGGAAUGUAUCUAUACGAUUUGGGCGAAUAUGAAAGAGCAACAGAACAUCUAAGAGAGUCACUCAACAUUCAUCGUAGAUUGUCUUCUGUGAACAAAGUCUACAUGGCAUCAACAUGUACAUAUUUAUCACGUUGCCUUCUCUCUCAAUGUCUAAUAAAAGAAGCAGAAGAUGUGAUGAGAGAAGGUUAUGCUUUAGUAAUUAGCACGGAUGACAAUGUUGUGAAAGCAGAAGCUGCUACUCUAUUGGCUUAUGCAAUUCAACUAAAUGAAGGAACAGAAAAGGAAGUGAAAAAAUUAUUACAAAAGGCUGAUAAAUGGAUUCAAAUGAUGGAAGAAGGACGAGGCAAGGCAGAAUCGUUGAGUGAAAUGGGAGAAGUAUUGGUGAUAAGGGGUGACUACAAGCGUGCCAAUAAGAUACUGCGGGAAGCAGCAACAAUGCAAAGACACUUUUUACCAACCAACCAUUGGGAGACUGCUUUGACUCUUUGUCGUAUGGCAGAGUGUCAAGUGAAACUAGACAAACAAAUGGAUGCGUUGCCAUUGUUCUACGAGUCAUCAGAAAUGAUCAAAGAAUCAAUAGGUGUGGAGCACCCAGUAAGAGGAAGAAGUCUAUUUGGUGUUGGUCAAGUUCUGCUAGGUCAACAGAAGUGGCAAGAAGCAGAAAGCAACCUUAAGGAAAGUGUCAAUAUUUUGUGUUUGACUGCAGGUUUACAUGCCACAACAAGUGCAGCAGUUGGAGAUCUGAACUAUUGCUUACGAAUGCUAAAGAAAGAUCAAGAAGCAGUUGACAUUUUGCAACAACAUCAACGAGCUGUUUCUUAUCAAGUCGAGCAUCAAGCAGGUGCAUUUCAAGUUGAUGAUUUACAAAGAGAGUUGGAGCAGCUCAGAGAAAGCAAUCGAGCCAUUCAAGCAGAGAAAUCUGCUUUACAGCAGCAAUUGGCUGAUCAGGAGGCUGUAACUCGUGCCGUCACUGAUGACAACGAACGUCAAGCUGGAGAAGUAAGGAGAUUGCUGCAACUCAUGCAGGAACUUGAUGAAGACAACAAACAAUUACAGAACCAAAUCAGCACACUGACAAAUCUGUUGGAUAACAAGGAGAGACGGCUACAACAACAGGAAGGAGAAAUUGAUGUUUUGAGGCAUGAGGUGCAAGAAAAGCACACGACUAAUGAACGUCUGAUGAGAGACUUGCAACGACGUGAAAGAGCAGUGCAGGAGCUGCAACAACUUCAACAUCAAUAUAACAGCGUAAUACAGAUCCAUGAUGACAGUUUACACAUGACUGGAUUAAAGUUGGGAACAGGAGCUUAUGGAGAGGUUGGUGUUGGCAUGUGGAGUGGUGUAGGUGUUGCUGUCAAGACAUUUCAUGAAGAACCGGUUAGAGUAGAUGAACUCAACAUUUCAUUCAUUCGACGUGAAGUGUCGGUGUCCAGUCGUGUCCAUCACCCCAAUGUCGUAUCCAUCUGUGGAGCUAUCAUUGAGAAUGAAGUUCCUCUUCGUAUUGUCAUGGAGCUUUUGGAAGGAUCACUGAAAGAUGUGAUCAAAGCUGCUUUGAAAAGCAGAUAUCUGUCCAUGAGAGAACAAGUGGAUAUAGCUGUCGGAUGUCUGUGUGGUGUGAUGUAUCUUCAUCAGCUGCAGCCUGCUCUUCUUCAUGGAGACAUUCGCUCUACCAACAUUCUCAUCAGCAAGACCAUGCAAGCCAAAAUCGGUGAUCUGGGAUCUUGUCGCUUUUCUAACGAGUCACUUUCUGUUGGUCCUCUCAGUCCAGAAUACAUUGCACCAGAACGAGCUGUUGAAGGUCGUGCAGUGACCUCACGCAACACAAAACAAGCCGACAUGUACAGCUUGGGAGUCACGUUUGUUGAGUUAUUCACAGGAGUAGGUGCAGAGAUGAAACUGCGUGAGAGUCAGUUUCAAGCUGUUCCUCAUGUUUUACUGCAGGACAUUUGCUAUGCUAUGGCAGAAGAGAAUCCAUGUGAUCGCAUUUCUGCAGCAGCCGCUCUCAUGCAAGUGAAUGCAGUGAAGCAGAAUGAUGAGUACACUUCAUGUCCUCCCAAAAGGAUGGUGAAAGGCAAGAAACGCAGAGAAGACAAAGUGACACUCGUAGAGAUGCCAUGGAUGUGACUUAGGAGCAGAUAAUUGUGAUGUAUUUGUUUGUCUGUUUGUCUCAAUUUAUUCAACUUUGCUGCUGGUUAUAAAAAUGCAAUAGAUGAUGUUGCAUGUGUGUAGUCUGCUCUGCAAUGUGAGUUGACAGUGAACUUUUUGAUAGUCUAGCAGUCAGUCUCACAGUUUGUACAGUUUGUGUUGAUGUGAACUACAGUAAAACGUUUGACUCUAAA
Messenger RNA from Corticium candelabrum, 2885 nucleotides. RefSeq lists its product as uncharacterized. The transcript is spliced from 10 exons. Gene Ontology annotation, biological process: protein phosphorylation. NCBI's taxonomy places the organism in Eukaryota, Metazoa, Porifera, Homoscleromorpha, Homosclerophorida, Plakinidae. The record is from RefSeq and is a predicted model, not a curated record. Bases 544 to 2670 code for a protein of 708 amino acids. Gene Ontology annotation, molecular function: protein serine/threonine kinase activity; ATP binding; protein binding.